AAGAUGUCAGCAUAGAUAGAAACCUUGUUCCUGAAAAAAAGCCAGAUAUAUAUCAAUGCCAAUCCUGUGCCGGGAGGAAGGCAGUUGUCGACCAACUUGUCGCCGACAUCCUCCUACAUCCUCGGUCGCAUGAUGUCAGACACUAAAGGAAUCGUCGUCUUCUCUGGUGGAAGUGCUGCCAAUAGCCUGGUCGACGUAUUCGAGGCGGUGCGUGAAAACAAGAAGUGUCCCUUGAGUUAUAUCAUCCCAAUUAGCGACAAUGGAGGCUCGUCAUCCGAACUCAUCCGAGUCUUUGGUGGUCCUGGUAUUGGUGAUGUUAGAAGUCGGUUGGUCAGGCUGAUCCCAACAAAUCCUCCAUCGCCAGAAAAGUCGGCCAUAUCUGCGUUGUUCAACCAUCGUUUAUCAUCAACCUCGGGGGCUGAUGCCGCCGCCGAAUGGCAGCUCAUUGUCUCCGGUUCUUCAGACUUGUGGCGCGCCAUCCCCUCGGCCAAGAAGGAAUUGAUUAGAUCAUUCUUCAACCUUCUGAAUCUGGAGAUUCUCAAACGCGUACGGCCUUCAUCAACCUUUGACUUUACUUCGGCCAGUGUCGGCAAUCUGUUCCUGACUGGUGCACGACUCUUCAGCGGCAGUUUCGAGUCGGCCAUUUAUCUAUUGAGCAGUAUAUGUGGCAUAUCAGAUGGUGAAGUUCGAGUCAUUCCUAGUAUCAAUUCCAACUUCUCCCAUCACAUAGCUGCCGGACUUGCCAACGGGGAUGUCAUUGUUGGACAGAACAAUAUCUCCCAUCCUGCAGAAGCCACCGCCUUGGAAAUGCCCACUCUUCCUUCAGAAUCACUGCAUGGAAUCAGAACACGGGGUAGCGUCGAUCACACAGCGGACAUUGAAGAUGCCAACAUCCCAGGCACUUUGCCCAGUCUUCGCCAACGGAAUAUCAAGUUCACCAAAGACCAAGACGAGGACCUGCCAGCUCGUAUUGACCGGGUGUGGUAUAUCAAUCCAUAUGGACAAGAGAUGCUGCCUCCCGCGAACCCAAGAGUUCUGUCCGCCAUCAAACACUCACAGGCUGUCAUAUUCUCUAUUGGAUCUCUGUUCACUUCAAUCAUCCCAUCGAUCGUGUUGAAAGGCGUAGGGGAGGCUAUUCGCACCACACCGGCACGCCAUAAAAUCCUUAUCCUGAACGGCUCACUGGAUCGCGAGGUUGGACCAAGCUCCAGUCCAUUUUCAGCCUUUGAUUUCGUCGAAGCCAUCGCUCGGGCGGGUGAACAGUCCAGGGGAAAUUCCUGGCGGCCCGUGUUACAUGGUUCGCGAUCGGAUGAAACGAUCGGCAACUCAUACACUUCCCCUUCCACUAGCCGACACGGUAGCUCUCUCCAUCCAAACCCACAGGUUGCCAAUGAGGCCCAUCGCGCGAGCCGCGACUCGAUAUAUCGCCAAUAUGUCACACAUGUGAUUCACCUGACAGGAGAUGGGACCCCACAUGUUGAUCGUGACCGGUUGGCGUCUGUGGGCAUCGACUGCCUGAAAUUAUAUGGUCGCAAAAGUGCCAAGGGCAUUGUUUUCUAUGACCAUCAAGCCUUGGUAGGCGCCAUCGAAGCGAUUCUCGGAAAGAAAGGUGAUGCCAUGGUUCUGAGCAGAAGUCGACGAAAUACACUUGAUGGCUGAUCGUUCUCAUCCAGCACACGGCUUGGGUCCAGAUAAGGGUUUCGCGCUAGGAUUGCCGAGUGGUGAUCAGUGGCUCAAAAUUCGCCCUUUCGAUUGCGCUGCCAGGCGAUGAAUGGAAGCUUCCAUUCAGCACGCCGAAGACUGUCAUUAAAGAUGUCAAAGUCGACCUUUUGGAGUCGGUCCAGCCACAGCUGCGUGCUGACUGCCGGGCCCAUGACAAUGCCAAACGCCUUGUCUUUGUCCUCCUUUCUCUUCUCGGCGGGUGCGCUGUCAUGGCUGUCAUGCUUGCCAUAGUCAUGGCCUUCGUCAUGCAUAUGUUCAUAUUCAUGGCCCGGGUCCUUGAACUCUUGAACAUUCUUGAGCAUCGUCCUGGCAGUGAUCAGAUGGUCUGACGCCCGAGUCGCAACUGAGAAAACUGCAUCCCGCAGUCCUGCUGCAUUAGCUCCCUGGCGAAAGACAUCUUCCUCCUUCACACCACAUUGUGACAUGACAUCGAGUGGUAAGGUGACAACGCCUUGCUUUUCACGGGUCGCAGGCAGACCCAUUCCUGCAGGAUUGUUCGAAUGUAGAUUUGGUGGAGGUGGAAAUGCUAGCAGAGGAACUCCACGAAGCACAGCUGCAAUACCUGCCGCCUUGCCAAUGUGUGAUGCUAGAUGAUCCGUCGUCAAAGCUUCAAGGGGCAGAGCAGACAAAGUCAAGUAGAGCAGGGUUGAAUAUGUUGAUUCGGCAUAGGACUCAAGUUCCUCCAUGUUGGUGAACCCUGGAUGAGUCAACUUGCGAUCCCUGGCGGAAAUGAUACGUUGAAACCAGGUCUUGCUCAUUUUAUAGCCCUGGUCGAGGUAUGCCGCGAGGAGAAUUGCCACGGGCUCUAACGGCGGUGUGCCCUUGAAUGUCUUGUCGAUGGUGUCUCUCCAGAACUGCAUCCUCAUAGCGCCAAUCUGCGGCAUGGAUACAACAUCUGGGAUUCGCGCUAAUUCGAUGUUGAAUGCUCGAAUGGCAAAGUAUGCUGGCUGCAUAUGCGAGGGAAUGAAAUGAGCCAGGGUAUAAGAUGGCGAGUCAUAUGUACUGCAACAUCAUUAGAUCGUCUCUUGUGUCAAUAGAGAUAGAAUGUAGAUUCAUACCGGAC
This is a messenger RNA of Exophiala mesophila, 2785 nucleotides long. RefSeq lists its product as uncharacterized. Lineage: Eukaryota; Fungi; Ascomycota; Eurotiomycetes; Chaetothyriales; Herpotrichiellaceae. Gene Ontology annotation, molecular function: LPPG:FO 2-phospho-L-lactate transferase activity. The record is from RefSeq and is a predicted model, not a curated record. The transcript has a single exon. The coding region runs from base 130 to 1659 and encodes 509 amino acids.